Messenger RNA from Cannabis sativa, 676 nucleotides. Its product is annotated as auxin-induced protein X15. NCBI's taxonomy places the organism in Eukaryota, Viridiplantae, Streptophyta, Magnoliopsida, Rosales, Cannabaceae. The coding region runs from base 191 to 493 and encodes 100 amino acids. The transcript has a single exon. The record is from RefSeq and is a predicted model, not a curated record. Gene Ontology annotation, biological process: response to auxin.
CAACUACUUCAUUAUUAGCUUGCAAAAUUCUCACUUAAAAAGAGACAAGUCUAAUAACUAUAAAUAAGCAUAUUUAGUAGUCUUAACCAACAAGUCAAGUACUACUUACUCAUCUCAAUAGCAAAGAAAAUUUCUUUCUUUCUCAACUCUUGUAAUCUUUUCUUGCUUAUUCAAAAAUUAUUACACCAAUAUGGGUUUCUAUUUGCCCGGAGUAGCCCCAACAAAGAAAUUUCUUCGACGGUCUUUGUCUAACUCGAGCAAAACAACAUCAAACGCAGUAGAUGUCCCGAAAGGCCAUUUAGCAGUUUAUGUUGGAGAGAGACAAAAGAAGCGGUUUAUCAUUCCAGUAUCGUAUUUAAGUCACUCUUUAUUUCAAGAAUUGCUUGUUCAAGCUGAAGACGAAUAUGGAUAUGAUCAUCCGAUGGGAGGCCUCACAAUUCCAUGCAGAGAAGAUAUGUUUGUUGAUCUCAUAUCGAAUCUCAAUGCUUCAUAAUCAAGGUUGAUCACUAAGAAUGUGGCAUAUUCUUUCAUCACAACAUUUUGUGAAACUAGAAAUAUUGAGAUUUUUUUUAUUCUUAUUAUCAUUCUCCUUACUUUGUGGAGUGGAAAAAUAGCUCCCAGAAUGAGAAAUGUAUAAUUCUGAUACAAUCAAUUUGCAAUUAUUAUUAUACCAAAA